CUUGCCUCAGAAACGUCGUGUGAACGGCGCGACUAAACAAGAAAGUUUUGCAGACAACCUAGCAGUUUAUAGUGUUUCACAAGUCUUUAACUUGGUCGUUUGUGUUUGACUUAUAACACCUAAGCGGUGUGAUACAGGAUAAAGGCAGAAUCUAAAGGGUUGGAGGAUGUCGCUUCCAAAACGGGAGGUGGAGGAGCUGAGGCCAUGGGUGGAGCGCACUGUGAAGAAGGUGCUGGGUUUCUCGGAGCCCACAGUGGUUACUGCUGCUUUGCACUGUGUUGGAAAGGGAUUGGACAAAAGGAAGACCAUAGACCAGCUGCGUCCCUUCCUCGAUGACUCUGCUGGAGGUUUUGUGGAGCGUCUUUUUGAAGCUUUGGAGGAAAGCCGCAAUGCACGUGGCAACAAAGGAGCAGGAGAAAAGAACCGCAAGAGAGAACUCAAGGAUGUGUUUGGUGAUGAGGCUGAAACGGGUGCGAUGCGAGAAGCUCCAGAGACAGGAGAUGGGACAGUUGCAAAGAGGAAAAGGGUGCCUCGCUUCGAGGAGGUGGAGGAGCCUGAGGUCAUACCUGGACCUCCAUCUGAGAGCCCUGGCAUGCUCACCAAAAUGCAGAUAAAACAGAUGAUGGAAGCAGCCACCAAACAGAUAGAAGAGAGGAAAAAGCAGCUGAGCUUUGCCUCUUCAGUCCCUGCUUCACAGUCACAGCUGGAAUCCCCUCCAGUUUCACGGCUUCUUGGCACAUCCGCUGCUGCAGCUGCGGGUGGUGCCUCAUCUAUCGCCCCCUCCCAGGCUGCCAGCUUCAUGAACGAUGCUAUCGAGAAGGCCCGCAAGGCUGCCGAGCUCCAGGCCCGCAUCCAGUCCCAGUUAGCCAUGAAGCCUGGCAUCCUCGGAGCCCUGGGAAACACCGGGCCUCACAACAUAGUGGCACUAGCUAAUCUACAUGCUAUGGGAAUUGCCCCACCAAAAGUAGAAGUCAAAGAGGUGAACAAGCCAACACCUCUCAUUCUGGAUGACAAGGGAAGAACUGUGGACGCUAGUGGCAAAGAGGUUGAACUCACACACCGCAUGCCCACACUCAAAGCAAACAUUCGAGCGGUAAAGAGGGAGCAGUUCCGUCAGCAGCUGAAGGAGAAGCCUGGGGAGGACUUGGAGUCCACGUCUUACUUCGACCAGCGGGUGUUUAUUACACCGGCUCAGCGCCCUCGCCGGGCCUUCAAAUUCCACGACCAGGGGCGGUUCGAGAAGAUUGCUCAGAGAAUCAGAACCAAGGCCCAGCUGGAGAGAUUGCAGAAUGAGAUCGCCCAGGCAGCAAAGAAGACAGGAAUCCAAGCAUCCACCAAGCUGGCACUGAUUGCCCCUAAGAAAGAGCUGGGAGAAGGAGAGGUUCCCCACAUGGAGUGGUGGGACUCCUACAUCCUGGCCAACAACAUGGACAUAUCAUCUGAAACAGACUUUGACGAUGUGGAGUUGUUUGGUGUGACCAACCUGGUUGAACAUCCUGCCCAAAUGAGCCCUCCAGUUGACACAGAUAAGCCGGUGACGCUGGGUGUAUACCUGACAAAGAAAGAACAGAAGAAACUGAGGAGACAGACACGAAGAGAGGGACAAAAAGAACUUCAGGAGAAGGUUCGUUUGGGAUUGAUGCCCCCACCAGAACCCAAAGUACGCAUCUCCAACUUGAUGAGAGUGCUGGGGACGGAGGCGGUUCAGGACCCGACAAAGGUGGAGGCUCAUGUUAGAGCACAGAUGGCCAAGAGACAGAAAGCUCACGAGGAGGCCAACGCAGCCCGCAAGCUCACAGCAGAGCAGAGGAAAGAGAAGAAGGUCAAGAAGUUAAAAGAAGACCUCACUGAUGGCGUUCAUAUCGCAGUAUACAGGAUCCGUAACCUGCAAAAUCCUGCUAAGAAGUUUAAAGUGGAAGCCAAUGCCAACCAGCUGUACCUGACAGGCACAGUAGUUUUGCACAAAGACGUCAACCUUGUUGUGGUGGAGGGAGGCCCUAAAUCCCAGAAAAAGUUCAAGAGGCUGAUGUUACACAGAAUCAAAUGGGAGGAGCACAACAGUAAAAGAGAUGAUCCAGAUGGUGAUGACGACACAAAGAGGAACAACAAGUGCUGGUUGAUUUGGAACGGCACAGCCAAAGAGCGCAGUUUUGGGGAGAUGAAGUUCAAGCAGUGCCCGACAGAGAACAUGGCCAGAGAACACUUUAAGAAACACGGCACAGAACACUACUGGGAUCUAGCGCUCAGCCAGAGUGUGUUGGACAGCACAGAUGACUGAAACCUCACUCGACGCGCCCCCUCUCCAAGCCCACCAGACCCACAGCCCUCACAGCCAGUUGGCCCUCACUGCCGACCGGCUGCCUUCAACUGAGGACAGACAAAUUUAAAUCAAAAGACUUGAACAUAGAAAAGGAGGAACAAUAAACUUGUGUGGAUGUUUUUGCAAGAAUGUGUGACAGACGAUUGCGUGUGUAGGAUGGUAUGUGUGUGUAUGCCUGCAUCAGUGUUCAUCUUUUGUUGGUAGGCUACUCUGUCAGAUAUUGUGUUGUCUACUGUUGAAUACACUCUGACAGAUUGCACUGUGAUGUACAUGACUUACCCAAGGCUUUUUGUGAUGACGAGAAAUGUCAGAUUCUGUUAUGACUCAACAUUUGUGAUGAAAUCCCCAUGUAUGCCGACAACAGUCCCUGUUUGGAUCAAAGCAGUUGAUAAGAGCCACCCCAGUGAUAAAUGACUGCACUGCUACUGUGCUAACACAUUCAAAGCAAACAUGUGAGGACUCCUGGGUGAUGUUACAAUACUGUUAUAAGAGUUAUUGUAGUCAUUAAAGGUACAUUUCACAGAAGUUAAAGUUCCCAAAUGCAUUUUUUCUGUUAGAGAAACAAGCAAAUCUUUGACUGACCUGUAGCUUUAUUACUCUAUAACAUUACAGUAACUUAAAUUGACAAAAUGAAGCCAACUUUAUGUACGUUGUACUCCACUCCGUUGAUACUCAACUUGCUUUAACAAUAAACAUCAACUAUUACUGUUUU
Epinephelus fuscoguttatus (brown-marbled grouper) is the source of this 3032-nucleotide messenger RNA. RefSeq names its product PRP3 pre-mRNA processing factor 3 homolog (yeast) (gene prpf3). The record is from RefSeq and is a predicted model, not a curated record. Bases 167 to 2278 code for a protein of 703 amino acids. The transcript is spliced from 17 exons. Gene Ontology annotation, cellular component: U4/U6 x U5 tri-snRNP complex. NCBI's taxonomy places the organism in Eukaryota, Metazoa, Chordata, Actinopteri, Perciformes, Serranidae. Gene Ontology annotation, biological process: mRNA splicing, via spliceosome.